AUGUUUUGGGUCGUGAUCGCGGCGGUUGCCGUCAUCGCUUCGGCAUGGCUGGCUCGCAUUAAUUCGGCUAUGAAAAGCGUGCCUGAAGACGUGCAGAAAAUCUCGCCUCGCCGCUGGACAAAAGAUCAGCUUCGGAAUGUUUAUCAGCGGGUGAGACAGAACCCGAUCGACUAUGCUCGGCUCCUCCCGCCACGCCUGAAUAGGCGGUAUGUCGUUGUCGGCGGGUCAGGCCUCGUGGGAGGAGACAUUGUCUUGCAGUUGCUCCAGCGCGGCGAAUCGCCUGAGAGCAUCCGUGUCGUCGACUUCGUGCCGCUCAACCGGCGGGACAUGGUCAAGACGGCUGCCGGCUGUGACUUUGUGAAAGCCGACAUUACCUCCCGGUCGUCUGUCGAAGCUGCCUUCUCGAAGCCGUGGCCCAAGUCUGUUGCCAAGCUGCCCCUGACCGUCUUCCACACCGCGGCUGCUGUCCGGCCUCAGGAACGGAACCCACUCUUUUACCACCGCAUCAGUUCCGUGAACCGGGAUGGCGCCGUGAACGUCCUCGAGACCGCCCGGGAUGCGGGUGCUGAUAUCCUCAUCGCCACCUCGUCCGCCUCUGUCAGCAUUGUGCCCCCCAGCUUCUGGAUCUGGCCAUGGCAGAGCAACCCGAAGAGGUACUACCAGAUUGCCAACGAGAAGGACUUUGAUGCUCCCCUGCGCGCGCAUGAUUUGUUCUUUUCCAACUAUGCCCGCUCCAAAGCCGAAGCCGAGCGCGCAGUGUGCGGUGCCAACGAAGACGGCUUCCGCACGGGCACUAUCCGGCCCGGCAACCCGAUCUACGGCCAAAAGACCGACCCAGUCAUCGGCAUAUUACUCCGACUGGGCGACAACGUGACCUGGAUCCCGCACGUCGUGCAGCACUUUGUCAACUCGCGCAACGUCGCCCUCUCCCACCUGCAGUUCGAGGCCGCCCUAGCCCGCAAGGAUGCGCCCAUGCCCGCCUGCGCCGGCCGCACCUUCAACGUGACCGACGUGGGGCCGCCCAUCACCUUCGCCGACAUCUACGAGGCCGGCGAGCACCUGUCCGUCACGCGCGUGCGCGACAAGCGCCAGAGCCCGCUGGCCCUGCUGCUCGUCGCCUACGCCAUCGAGGCCUGGUGCCUGCUGCUGGCGCGCCUGCCCUUCCUGACCACCGUCUUCGGCCUGCGCGAGCCCUCCGGCCCCAUCCACAUGCUCCAGCCCGCCAUCUUCAGCGUCUCCAUCCACACCGUCAUCGACGACAGCGCCGCCCGCAAGAGUGUUGCGGACGGUGGGUUUGGCUACCAGGGCGCGUGUACCACCAUUGAGGGUGUUUGUGAGCAGAUCGUGGAGUGGAACCGCGAGCAUGAGGAUGCGGCCGAGGAGGUUGGGGGUGCGCCGGAUGGAAAGCUUGCGAAGGCUGCGUUGACGGGGAAGGGUGUUGCAGCUUGA
Molecule: messenger RNA, 1449 nt
Organism: Chaetomium globosum CBS 148.51
Lineage: Eukaryota; Fungi; Ascomycota; Sordariomycetes; Sordariales; Chaetomiaceae
Exons: 3
Coding region: 1-1449 (482 amino acids)
Biological process (GO): ergosterol biosynthetic process
Cellular component (GO): endoplasmic reticulum
Molecular function (GO): 3-beta-hydroxysteroid dehydrogenase [NAD(P)+]/C4-decarboxylase activity; 3-beta-hydroxy-Delta5-steroid dehydrogenase (NAD+) activity
Source: RefSeq, a predicted model, not a curated record